This is a messenger RNA of Bactrocera tryoni, 455 nucleotides long. Its product is annotated as elongation factor 1-alpha 1-like. NCBI's taxonomy places the organism in Eukaryota, Metazoa, Arthropoda, Insecta, Diptera, Tephritidae. Gene Ontology annotation, biological process: translation; translational elongation. The coding region runs from base 157 to 390 and encodes 77 amino acids. The record is from RefSeq and is a predicted model, not a curated record. Gene Ontology annotation, molecular function: GTPase activity; translation elongation factor activity. The transcript has 3 exons.
GCUGGGAUCACCUUAUGUCAUGAAUGACAUUUUUAAUUAUUGGUUAAGUGCGCACACGUGCGCAGAUUAACCCCGGCAGCAGAAAAAGACUUCCUGGCAGGAUCGCAUGAAGAAAUCAAGAAGGAAGUAUCUGGAGGCCCCGGCGAGAAAACAUUGAUGUGUUGUCCCCUGUUUGCUGGCAGCAGAAAAGACUCGUGCGCAUGCUCUUCUUGCUUUCCCCUUGGUGUGAAACAACUGAUCGUUGGUGUCAACAAGAUGGAUUCGUCUAAACCACCAUACAGUAAGACUUGUUAUGGGGAAGUCCAGAAGGAAGUAUCCUCAUCCAUCAAGAAGCUCGGUUACGAUCCAGCUGCUGUUGCAUUCGUCCCAAUCGCUGGCUUGGCAUGGUGAUAACGUGUUGGAAGCAUCCACCAAUGGUACAAAGGAUGGAAGGUUGAACGUAAGGAAGGCAACUC